Molecule: messenger RNA, 2526 nt
Organism: Aureobasidium namibiae CBS 147.97
Lineage: Eukaryota; Fungi; Ascomycota; Dothideomycetes; Dothideales; Saccotheciaceae
Exons: 2
Coding region: 1-2526 (841 amino acids)
Biological process (GO): translation
Cellular component (GO): mitochondrial small ribosomal subunit
Molecular function (GO): structural constituent of ribosome; methyltransferase activity
Source: RefSeq, a predicted model, not a curated record
AUGACCUUCGCUCCGAUCCAUCAGUCGUUAUGCAACACCUGCCGACUUCGAUCUCUAGUGGCAGCAAAACAAUGCGCUAGAGUGCGAACACCAUCCGCACGAGACUGGACACGACCUAGACAACCAGCAUUCGCACGAUACUUGCAUACCUCUAGGGUCUCCUCGCAGCAACAGAAGUCUGCUAGACAAGAAGACGAUACAUUACUCAAGCAAUCUACUGGAUUGAAUCAGAGAUCGGACAAGAAAGCUUCCCGAGCAGAAGAAAUAGCACGGCAAGCAGAGGACGACUUUGAACUGGAAGAUGUAGAUACACUCGCCACCGAAGACACAAAGGCGCCACAGUCAAUAAAGUCUCUUAAUGCUUCGCCUGAAGAUGUGGCGCGAGCGGCUCGUCAACGAUUUGGAGAUGCACUACCUGAGGAUUUGCUGAGCGACAAGCAAUACGCAGCAUACGAACGUUUAUACGGACCACCGAUCGGACACACGAGUAACGAAACGGUUGACUUUGAGGAGAAUGAGCUGGAAGGAGAGUUGGACGAAACAGCCAAUGUUGGCACAGGCAUCUUGAAGGAGAAUGCAGAUGGUGUGCUUGAGGAAGUCGAGUACAUUGAAGAAGAGGAGGACUUACAGGAAGAGGAAGAACAAGAGCUGGUUGAAGAAGAUGCAGAUGUCGUUGCGGAAGCGGAGCCGAAUAUGGUUGAGGAUCUGGAUGCUCAGACUAUCAAGGACAUCGCUGCCCUGCGUGUGUCUCAAGACCUGCUCGACGAUUCCCAGGAACAGAUUGAGGAACCCUACGAUCACACACGAGCACAUCCUUUGACUGUUGAGAAUCGAUUCGGCACGCCGUCUUCUACCGUACAACUGCCGGCUUCUUCGUUUGUAGAUCCUGUCACUCGGCUCGUGUCUGGUGUUCCCAACAAACACAUCUCGGAGGUUGCUCAUCGUAUCUUUGGUGGUGUUGGCCUACCAUACUCGACAUCAACGCCCCAGCGUGCGGUGAACAUGCCGCAGAAGGCUAUACCUCUCAACCCUGGUCAAGGCAGAAUGAGCGAAAUGGACGCCGAUAUCUUUACGACUACUCUUAUGCCCGGUAUCUAUGCCAGCGUGUUCAGCGUUUUGGUGGAAACCCGCAAACGCUUGGGCAGCUCAUGGCUCGAGGGUCUGUUGACCAAGGAUGGCGGUCCCCGCAUCCUCGAUGCCGGCGGUGCAGGUGUGGGUGUCAUGGCUGCCAGAGAUGUCCUUCAAGCAGAGUGGGAGCGCAUGCAUGACACGACCGGCGGCAAGACCGGUGGCGAGUCCAUACCUGCUCCUGUAGGCAAGGCUACCGUCUUGACCAGCAACGAAGCCUUGCGACAUCGCUCCAGCAAACUCCUUGACAACACCACUUUCCUUCCUCGUCUGCCUGACUACAUGCACGCUACUGAUGAGUCCGCACGUGAGCGCGGCAAGUACGAUAUCAUCAUCGCGCCGCACACUCUGUGGCCGCUAAAGGAAGACCACAUCCGCAAACAGCACGUCAAGAACCUGUGGAGUCUGCUCAGCACAGAUGGUGGUGUCUUGGUGCUGCUGGAAAAAGGCGUUCCUCGCGGCUUCGAGAUGGUAGCUGCAGCUAGAGAACUACUUCUCAACUCACGCAUCUCCUCUCCUGGCAACGAGGCCAUGUCCGAAGACGUUGAAGGACCAGGAGAAGGCACAGUGUGGGGCAAGCAGCCCAAAGACAAGGGUAUGAUUGUGGCUCCCUGUACGAAUCACCUCGGUUGCCCUAUGUACGUCAACCGUGGUAUCAGCAAGGGCCGCAAGGACUUUUGCCACUUUAAGCAACGCUACAUUCGACCUCCGUUCUUGCAAAAGAUCCUCGGAGCCAAGCACAGAAACCACGAAGAUGUCGAGUUUUCGUACGUCAGCGUCAUGAGAGGUCGCGAUCUUCGUGACAAAGACGAGCAAAACAUCAUCCAAGGUGAAGUCGCCACAGACCGAGCAUUCAUCGGUUUCGAGAACCCUCAGGCUCUGGCCGACGAGCAAGUCGAAGACGAAUUCGAUCCCACAGCCCCUGCCGUGCCAGACAUGGAAGCAGAAACACCUGAAGGCGAAAACCCUCAUUCACUGAGUCUACCUCGUAUGGUUCUUCCACCUCUGAAACGACAAGGCCACGUCAUCAUCGACCUCUGCACGCCAGCCGGCACCCUCGAACGCUGGACAGUGCCCAAAUCCUUCUCUAGACAGGCCUACCGUGACGCGCGCAAAUCCUCCUGGGGCGACAUUUGGGCUCUAGGCGCCAAAUCACGAGUGCCCAAGAACGUACGCGUGGGUAGAGGAAAAGAGGAAUUGGGAGGUGUGGAGAAGAAGAGAAGCAAAGCAAAGAAUACGGUCGAGGUUGGCUAUGAUUCGGCAGGUAAUAUUAAGGAAGAGGAUGUCAAGGUCAAGACCGGUGGAAGAAUGAGACAGGGCAAGAUCAAGGGUAUUAGGGAUAAGCGUGACAAGAAGGCCGAUGGAAGGGGAAGAAGGAAGAACUUGGACAAGGAGUGA